GCUUUAUUAAACUUUGCUUCAUAUUGGCAUUGUUUUUUUUGUGUCAUUGUCGUAUGUUGCGGCUUUCACGUGUUAGCCAUGCCAUCAUCGGGCGUGCGAUCCUCCUCCGAAAUCAGUUCGACGAUUUUUCAAAAAUACUUUCGCAAGCGAAAAUUGCUGGUAAUUCAAAUAUGUUUGACGGCAACUUCAAAGGUGGUGAUGGCCUCAUAGAUCCUAGCCAGCUGGCGGGUAUGCAUUCCGUGCUGCGUGCGAAUAUGAGCCCUGAGAUGCAGGACUCUAUGAAAUCCCUUAUGGAUUCCAUAAGCAAGGGGGAUGGAAUGCCUCAGGGAUUUGGGGUUAUGGCUUUCGGACUGGGUGAGAAUGAAAAGGGUAAAAAAGUCGCUCGUGCGGCGCGGAUGAUGUACGAUACGAAGAAUGGCAAACUUGAUAAAGACUUUAUGGAACAACAACUUGAGCCGGACGAUGUAAGCCUACCAAAGGAAACUGUCGAAGACUACAAUACCGAAGGAGCUAUUGAUGUGGAGUUUGUAGAGGAUCAGAAGAGGUUCGAGACAAAACCAGUGGAACCGAUUUCCGAGGCUGAAAUUUCAAUUGAAAGUGAAAGUGAGUCCCCUGAGAAGCACUAACCCCUACAUUGCCGAUGGAGGCAGAAAGGUUCUGAUUCCACUUUCCGCAUCUAAUUUUUUGCUUAUUUCCUUUCUGCAUUUUUACAGUUCAACGUCUUAAUAAUUUCUACUUUUGACGAUUCCACGACUAUAGCUUCAGUAUAGUCUUCUAAAUUAUUGUGAUUCUGAAUUCAUCCAGCAACGGAAAAAGUGAGAAAAUUGUUUCUUUGUUUGAUUUUUCGCUUCAUGGAACAAAGAGACUCAGUCGUAAUAUCUUGCAUUGGUGCAGUUAUUAUGACAAUUGAAUCUAAAAAAA
Messenger RNA from Phytomonas sp. EM1, 921 nucleotides. NCBI's taxonomy places the organism in Eukaryota, Euglenozoa, Kinetoplastea, Trypanosomatida, Trypanosomatidae. The record is from the annotation of a GenBank genome assembly.